CUUCAAUUUGCCACAAAAUCUUCAGUGUUUUUCACUUAAAAGAACAAAAACCCAACAUGGUUAUGGCUAUUGUUAUUUUUAAUUACUGUCCCCCCCCAGCUCCAGGAGAGACUUCACCCAGCACCCUGAUGCCUUUUGCACCAUCUCUGUGCCCUUCCCCCUCCCGGAGGCGGGGUGCCCAGUCACACUCCCCUUUGGGAGCAGGGGAAGAGGCUCCAGUGCCCGCACUCAUGACUUGGUCAGGGGCAGACCCCAGGGGCAGGGGCUCAGGGGUUCCUAGGAGGAAAGCAGCGCCUCCUCAGAGGAAGACAGGCCAUCCAGGAGCUGAUGAGGAGGAAAUCCUUUCCAGCAGCCCACCCCACAGCCGUACCAGGGGUGUGAUCGCUAACAAUUACUGCUGUAAAGGAGUCCCACAGAACAGGGCCAGGCAGGGGUGUGGCUGGCCAGGCUCCUCCCUUCACCUCUGGCCCCGGACACUCCCCCCUGGGAAAUGUUUCAGCUGCCAGGAAUGCUGGGGGUGCAGGGGCGCCUCCCUAGCCUGAUUCUCACUCUCCUUGCAGAUGGAGCUGGUGAGAACCUGGCCCAGGGUUGCGUCGUGCCUGGAGUCACCAGCACCUACAGACGGAUCCUGGACACCUCUCAAGGGUGCUCACUGGGCUCCCGGGAGGGGGAUGGUGAGGUGAAGGGUCUCUGGGGGCAGGUGCCACUUCUCAAACUGGCCUCCCAGGACUCAGGAGUGGAGAUGGCGGUUGGGGACAGCUCCCUGACCACCUCACCGGGCCUUUCUGAGGAAUCUCUGGACUUUGAGCCUGUGGGGGGCCGUGAGCCCCUGGCCCUGCCCGUGGAGCUUCCUGCCCACCUGGACCAUAUCCUGGCCAGCCAGAAGCUAGAACAGGUGCUGGAGCGGUCCAGCCAGCUCCCGACUUCCUCUGCCAGCUUGUCACAACACUGCCGCUCCCCAAAGCCAACAAGGAAGCCUGAGUAUGGAGUGCCCCUUUUUGGAGCAAGGGACCAGGAGGCCACCAAGGCAGAAACUGACCAAGAGGCAGGCCCAGAAGAAGCAGAGGUGGUGAGGGGCGUGGGGCCUGAAGCCUGGGCCUGCCUCCCAGGACAGGGUCUUCGCUAUCUGGAACACCUGUGCCUAGUGCUAGAGCAGAUGGUGCGGCUCCAGCAACUCCACCUGCAGCUGCAGACCCAGAGGCUCCCUGGGGGCCCAAGUGCCCUUCUCUCCUGCACACGAGACCCUGCCGAGGAGGAGCCGACCCUGGCGCCUUUGCUUCCACCCUCUCACGCCCCAGGCAGUGGGGUACACGGGUCCUGGGAGCUGCUCAGCCAGGCAAAGGAGACAGGACCUGGGUCACCCGAUUCUCUCUCUGAAAGCGCAAAAAGAGCUUCACUCCCAAAGGUGGCAGUGCCCAGUGCCCACCCUCCUGGGCUGUCAGAGGCCCCCACGGGGCCAGCUUACAACUUGCCAUGCUCCCAGAGUCACAAGCGGGAUCUCUCCCACUGGAACAAGGUCAAGGUCCUUCUCAAUCGGAUUCGCUGGAAGAGCUCUCAACAUUCUGAGCCCCCUGCUCCUCCUCAUGGCCCUGCCCCCAGGAUUGGGUCAAGGGACCUCCCUGAAAGACCUCCAUGCCGCCCCCUCCGGAAGACCUUUAUGCCAUCGUUAGUGGUGAAGAAGCAACGAGGAAAAAACCUUUCUGUCUGCUGAGACCUCCUGGUGCAGGUGUGCUCCUGUGCGGAGGGGUGUGCACUGAAGUCUUCUUUGCCCUUUGCCCUGUCACUGUUUUUGGGCACUGCCAGAGAAAGCUGCCGAUGCUUGCCCUUCUCUCUGAGGCGAGGGCUGAGUCCUUCUCCUCUGAGCAGCUUGGCAGGGGAGUCCUGGUUCCCCGAGAGACCCCAAAGUGUGGCAGCCCCUGGGCACCUCCUUGGCUGCCAGAAAUCCCUGAGCCUAGAUAAUGUGAACCGAUUCCUCAGGCAUCCUUGGAGCCUGUUUGGCAUGGUGAUGUGUCGGGGCCCAGCCUGCUGCGUAUGUGUCUAUAUGCAAAGGAUACAUACACAUAUCUCUGUGAGACUGCCACAGCUGUGAACUGACGGGAUCCAACCAGCUCUCCUGAAUCACACACUCAGAAAGCUGGUCUUCUGGGCGAAGUGACUGCAGAGGGAGGGAACUGACUGACCUUCAUGCCUCAGUGCACAGUUGCUAGUCCUGGAGCCCUGCUUUUCUCCUCAUUGCUGCGUGGGAAGCCCCAGCACAGAGAAGGGCACUGCCUUGGCUGUCUCUGCGUUGAGUCUGGUCCAUGGAGCCGUGCCUGUGAAGACUGCACCAGGAAUGGGAGGGUUCAGAAAAACAUGGAAACUAGCAGAGUAACCCACAGGGUCUAUUCCUAGCUGCGUUGUUCCUCACUAGCCUUUACACAUCACAGCUGAAACUGGAGGCCCAUACUAGCUUUUAGACCUGGGCAAAGUCCCUUAACUUUUUUGAGCCAUAGCUUCCCAUUAAUCUCCCAAAUGGUAUAAUGAUGAUUGACCUACCUACCUCACCGGCUUGUUAUGAGGAUAAAAUGAGAUUAAACUGUCUCAAAGUG
Molecule: messenger RNA, 2588 nt
Organism: Phyllostomus hastatus (greater spear-nosed bat)
Lineage: Eukaryota; Metazoa; Chordata; Mammalia; Chiroptera; Phyllostomidae
Gene: CUNH8orf58
Product: chromosome unknown C8orf58 homolog
Exons: 6
Coding region: 491-1711 (406 amino acids)
Source: RefSeq, a predicted model, not a curated record